Molecule: messenger RNA, 4323 nt
Organism: Xiphias gladius (swordfish)
Lineage: Eukaryota; Metazoa; Chordata; Actinopteri; Istiophoriformes; Xiphiidae
Biological process (GO): DNA integration; proteolysis
Molecular function (GO): aspartic-type endopeptidase activity; nucleic acid binding; RNA-DNA hybrid ribonuclease activity
Source: RefSeq, a predicted model, not a curated record
AUGCGUGACAACCCGGACAUGCUGGGCUGUGAGUCCCACGUGUGGGAGAAACACCUUAUACAUUAUCUAACAGCUGCCCAGGACAAAAACCAACAGGAUCAGGAUGAGUUGCAGGAUCUGAAGGCCCAGCUGCUUAAAUUACAACUUAAUGAGGCCAGACAGAAGGUUAGCGAUAAAAAGAAAAACAAAGGAGACCAGCAGGCUAAAUUGCUUAUGGCUACGCAGGUAGAACCUGAAAGCUGGGACAGCGGUAAUGAUCAGGCUUAUCCGGACCUGUACCCCACCCCUCCAUGGGGGCCACAACCAUCGAGAGGGGGAGACACCCCACAGAGCCGCCCUGACAAGUACCUAACGGCAGAACCGGUGCUGUCAGUCACUGUGGAGAACACCACGCUGCCCUUUCUAGUAGAUACUGGUGCUACUGUAUCUACAAUAAAGACUGUGCCUAAGAACUCUUUAUCAUCUGACGUAAUAACGGUGACAGGUUUCUCUGGGGUGUCCAUUACUCUGCCAUAUACCAAACCACUUCCAACCACAGUGGGAAGACAGACUAUGAUGCACUCUUUUGUCUACUCUCCUGCAGUCCCGUCUAACCUCCUGGGGCGGGAUUUGCUGACCCGAAUGGGAGCCUCUAUUCUCUGCACACCAGACGGUCUGACAGUAACUUUUCCUGACGGCACGCAGAUACACUGUAACACCGCCUCUACCCUCUCCAGAGGCCAGUUCCUCAUACAGCCAGUAGGGGAGAAAGCUGCUGACAUCUAUUGGGGUUUAAUACGCAGUGAAACAGCAAAGCACGAGGGCAUCCUGUCGGCCUACCUCCAUUGGAAGCCCUGGAUUUCUCAGCUACACCCUUAUGUGACUCCUCCUGAUCCCCUACACGUAACCCUAUUUUAUGACAGGCAGAGUUCCGAAUGGUAUGAGAGUCAGUUUUCAGAACAGAUCGAGGGACAUGAAUGGACUAUUCACACUAACUGCAUUUAUGUGGCAAGAGUAGGGGUUGUAGCAGGAGUUGACCUUACAAACGAGCAACAGCAAUGGUACAUGAUGGGUGAAGAGGCGGCCCACGUGUCGCUCGCCCUCCAUCCUGAUCAUCAGGCUAAAGAAUUAGGGACGAUCGUGAGAACAGCAUUAGCACAGACAGAUUGGCAGGCUUCAGCCGUGCCCCACGUGCACUAUUCACCUAAAGCCGAAAUUUACAAAAUUCAGAUCACUUGUAACGACACUGCCUUAUUGGAACAUGUUCAGGUCUCCAGACACCAUGGUAGGGAGAAAACUGAUCACCCCGACACAAGCACCAUGCUACAGGAUCUCCCUAACACCCUGUGCAACGGGACCCACGGACGGGGGUCUUACAACCAUCCACCUCGCAGUGGAACACGCCUAUUCUUCCAAUCGAAAAAGAAAAACACGGGUAAAUUUCGAAUGGCGCAUGACCUUAGGGCCAUCAACGCUGCACUGUCGACCGCCACUAUUCCAGUUCCCAACCCGUAUGUGGCUUUGACAAACCUUGAACCCCAACACCAGUGGUUCACUUGCAUUGAUCUGGCAAACGCUUUUUGCCUUCCGCUAGCUGCGGAGUGCAGGGACAUCUUUUCGUUUACCUACCAAGGUCAGCAGCUGACUUACACCAGACUUCCCCAGGGUUUUGCUCUUUCACCGGGAAUUUUUAAUCAUGUAUUAAAAGACAUGUUAGCAGACUGCGACCUGCCUCCUGACACCACCUUGAUUCAGUACGUGAUCGACCUCCUACUGCUGCCCGACUGCCUCGCUUUGUUUGACGGCCACUGUUCUGUGUUGGCGCACCUUGCAAAGAAGGGAUUCAAGGUUAGCAAGGAGAAAUUGCAAGUUGCACGCAGGGUAGUCUCAUUUUUGGGAAGACAGAUUUCGCAGAAAGGGUCAGGAUUAUCCACGCAGCACAGAGACACCAUCUUGCACCAUACAAAACCACUCACCGUCAAAGACAUGCUUUCCUUCCUAGGCCUUACGGGCUACAGCAGGAAUUACAUUCCUGACUACACCAGCCUCACAACACCCCUUAGGGACAUGAUCAGAGAACAUGGCAUGCGCAACCUCACUGCCCAGCUUAACUGGACGGCGCAGGCUGAAGAGGCCUUUAUCAAGCUAAAACAGAGCCUCGCGACGGCAUCAGAGCUCGCCAUUCCAGACUAUACUGCCCCGUUCUUUCUUGAUGUUUCUGGAACAAACCUCUGUGUAAACGGGGUAUUGUUCCAGAAAAAAGGGGGAGAGAGGAGAGUUCUGAUGUACGUCAGCACAAUGCUGGACAACAUGGAAAAACGCCACCCAACUUGCACACAACAAGUAGCUGGCAUUGCAAAAAUCAUUCAAAAAACAGCACACAUCGUCAUGGACCACCCUCUACACGUUCUAACAACACAUAGCGUAGUGGCAUAUGUCCAAUCCUCUGCAUUUACACUCACACCACUGCGUCAAAGACGCAUUUGCAACAUAUUGGAAGCACCAAACCUCACGUUCACACACGAAGGCAUCAACAUGGCAGAACAGAUAGGAUCAGGAGAACCCCACCAGUGCACAGAGAAAGUUCAGAAGGAGGAAAAGGUUAGAGAGGACUUACAAACAGAACCAUUGACAGACGCAAGACAGUUGUUCACUGACGGUUGUUGCUACAGACAUGACCAAAAUGGCUUGAUCUCCGCGUACGCAGUGGUAGAACAGACGGAACAGGGAACACGCAUACUGAAAGCAGAAAAACUCACAGGACCGCAAUCUGCUCAGAGGGCAGAAGUUGUAGCAGUCAUUGAGGCUCUCAGAAUCGGUCAGGGCCAGAACAUCAACAUUUACACUGACUCAGCGUAUGCGGUAGGAGCAGUACACGUAGAGCUACCACAGUGGUUAAGGACUGGUUUCCUCACAGCGGCCAACAAACCCAUUAAACAUGAAACGGAGAUGAAACAACUGACAGAAGCACUGAUGCUUCCGAAACGAGUUGCAGUAAUUAAAUGCAAGGGACAUGAUAAAAUGCAGAGUAGCACUAAAACAGGAAACGACGCGGCAGAUGCAGCAGCGAAACAAGCAGCAGGCUACAAUCACAAUUUGGUAAUGCUGUGUGCAGAGACAGAGGCAGUGAAAACAACACACAACACUGACACCGAAUUAGAGCAGAUUAAACAGGAGCAAGACAAAGCCUCUCCACAGGAGAAAACAUUACUGAUAGCUAGAGGAUGCACAAACGUGCAGGGCAUGUGGAGAGGACCGGACGGCAGGUUAAUUCUGCCCCCUGGAAUCAGACAAACUGCCAUUGCAGAAGCACACGGAGUAGGACAUGUGGGAGUGGCGCAGAUGAUGCGAAAUUUGGAGCAUUGGUGGCAUCCAUUUUUGAAAGAUAUGUGCAGACACCAUGUGAACACAUGCGAGGAAUGCAUGCGUUACAACGCCAGGCCGACAGUCAAACCUCACCCAGGUCACUUCCCAUUGAUAGCAAAAACAGGUAGCGAAAUCAUCAUUGACUACACAGACAUGGUAAUGCCAGUCAGGGGCUUCCGGUAUCUGCUGGUGUGCAUCGACGCCUAUUCAGGAUGGCCAGAGGCGGUCCCUACAAAGCGCGAAGAUAGCAAAACAGUGAUCAAAUUCUUAAUCAAUCAGUACAUUCCACGACACGGGUUCCCUGAGAAAGUAAGAACAGAUAAUGGUACACAUUUCAAAAACAAAGAUCUCCAACAGGUUGAACAGUUGCUUGGGCUUAAGCACAAGUUCGGAACCGUGUACCAUCCCCAAUCACAGGGCAAGGUAGAAAGAAUGAAUCAGACUCUCAAGACUAAAUUGGGCAAAAUCUGUGCACAGACCAAAUUGACUUGGUUAGACGCCCUGCCCCUAGCACUCAUGUCUAUUAGAAGCUCGGUAAACCAGAGCACGGGAUUCACUCCCCAUGAGUUGACUACAGGAAGAGCAUUUCCUGGACCACCGACAAAACUGACAGGACUAGGACACGACUCUCAAACUCUAACUCCAAAGCAGUAUUUCCAUGAAUUACAGAGUCUCGUUGCAGCUUUCGCAGAACAAGUAGGCGAGCGAGCAGGAGGAAACGAAACGACAACGCCAGAGACUGAGUGGGUGUUACUGAGGGUCAUCAAGAGAAAGUGGACGGAGCCAAGGUGGACCGGACCCUACAAAGUCACGGAACGCACCUCCCAUGCUGUCCGGCUGGAUGGUAAAGGUGACACCUGGUAUCAUUGGAGCCAAUGUGCAGCGGCUGACGCGCCAACCAGGUCACUGAAAGAAACACACAGGGCUCUGUGUGAAGACAACGCUGGAAAGACCACCAAUCAACAAGGGACAGAAUAA